AUGGCUUACAGCCUGUCGCACUCAUACUUUGGCGCCAACUUCAUUUCCGACUUCAACUUUAUCAACUACGACGACCCUUCCAAUGGCUUUGUAAGGUACCAGAGCCAGCCCGAUGCCCUCGCAAAGGGCCUCUACUCGAUCAACCCAAACACGAAGGCCGUGACGCUGGGCGUCGACAACACCAACGUCUACGGCCUCGAUGAGGGGCGGCCGAGCUUGAGGCUCGAGAGCAAGAGACAAUAUAACCAUGGCCUGUUCAUCGGGGACUUUGCGCAUAUGCCGCCGUCUGUCUGUGGAUUGUGGCCAGCAUUCUGGAUGUACGGGACGGAUUGGCCCGUGGAUGGCGAGAUUGAUAUCAUUGAGGGCGCCAAUCAGGCCACCACGAAUAUAAUCUCUGGACACACCACGCAAGGAUGCCGUCUCCCGGACGCGCCACAAGCCGCCGGCGAACCGCUGCUUCGAGACUGCGAAAGCCCAGGUACCACCAACAACGCCGGCUGCAACUACCUGCCCCCCGCGUCUCAACCGCACACAUACGGCGAUUCGUUCAACGCCGUCGGCGGCGGCGUAUACGCCCUCGAGUGGACCUCAGAGGCCAUCCGCAUCUGGCACUGGCCGCGGCAUGGCAUCCCCAGCGACAUCGUCGCCAAGACCCCCGACCCGUCUACUUGGGGCCUGCCUUCGGCGCUGUUCGGGACUUCGAGCUGCGAGGUGGACCGGUACUUCAGAAAUAUGAGCAUUGUGAUUCAGACGAACUUCUGUGGUGAUUACGCCGCCACUAUAUGGGGCAGUGACGGAGAUACCUGCAAUCAGCGGGCCCCGACCUGCGUCGAAUACGUGGCGAAUAACCCUGAUGCCUUUAGUAACGCAUACUGGGAGGUCAACUACAUUGACGUAUACCAGCCCAGUGCUGUCGAUAACGCGGGCCCAGCGGAGCCGACAACGACGACGACCAUUAAGGUCACUUCCACAAUCUACAAGACGGUGCCGAAUCCCGCCACCAUGAUGACGAGCAUCAUGCAGAACGGCACCGUGCUCGUCUCCUCCAUGAGCGGCAACCCGGCGGGCCCGACGGCCACCGCUCCGCCGAGCCCGUCCACCGACCCGAUCGUCCCGGGGCGCGAUCCGGCCACCGUCGGCGAGUACGCGUACCUCGGCUGCUACGGCUCAACGACCGGAUUCCAGACGUUCUUGCUCAGAGCCUCGCUGCCGGAUUUGACGGUCGAGAAGUGUGUUGACCUGUGCAGGCCUGGUAGAUAUGCCGCCCUCCGUGGAAGCGAAUGCUUCUGCGCGGAGGCCCUCGACCCGGACACCAGAGCCGAGGCGGACCGCGGGCGCUGCGAUAUCCCCUGCCCGGGCAACAGUGUGCAGCUCUGC
This is a messenger RNA of Colletotrichum graminicola M1.001, 1377 nucleotides long. RefSeq names its product mixed-linked glucanase. The annotation marks the transcript as partial. Gene Ontology annotation, molecular function: hydrolase activity, hydrolyzing O-glycosyl compounds. Gene Ontology annotation, biological process: glucan catabolic process. NCBI's taxonomy places the organism in Eukaryota, Fungi, Ascomycota, Sordariomycetes, Glomerellales, Glomerellaceae. The record is from RefSeq and is a predicted model, not a curated record. The transcript has 8 exons.